This is a messenger RNA of Zootermopsis nevadensis, 1034 nucleotides long. RefSeq lists its product as uncharacterized. NCBI's taxonomy places the organism in Eukaryota, Metazoa, Arthropoda, Insecta, Blattodea, Termopsidae. The record is from RefSeq and is a predicted model, not a curated record.
GAACGUUAUAUUCUGUGUCUCCAGUGAAAUUACCAACUUUUUGUUACACCUGUCAAUAAAACUAUGAAGAAAAUGUGUCAUGAACAUUGGAUCAUCAGGAAAUUUUGUAACCACUUAUGUUUAGUCACAUGUUUCCUGAUCGCACCGUCUUACGAGACACAUUACAGUCCUACCAACAUUGCGUCUCUUUUAUCUUCUCUACCCACAAUCAUCAAACCCGACGGUGAGAAUAAAAUCACCAGAAGAUCACCACUGAAUCUCGGAUAUGUGUUCGGUAUCGGCGAAAUUCAUCAUACUCUGAGCUUGACCCAUGAAAUCGAAACAGUACCACAUCCGCUGUCCACCGCGGAGACAUCCAGCGUCAGCCCAAGCCUGGCCCACAAGUUGUCGUCCCAAGCUACGAAGUCAACACAGUCCCAGCCUAACAGAUACCUCGCCCACGACCACGCAUCCCAACACAGCAUCUCGAAAAACGUCGCUGAUCGAGAUCAGAACCACGGUCCUGUGAACGGAUUGGUACACGUGACACACACAUUGGUGCCUACCAUCACUCACGUGACGACAACUACUUUAUCUGAGCACGGAGUCACGAAAUCACCGACAGUUACAGUCGUGGACCAUUCUCUAGUUCCAAUAGCAGCGUUGAACUUUGAAAGAAGCCACGGGCUCUCGAAACAGUCGACACUAACUCUCACGCCUGAGUGCCUGACUAAAACCAUGAUAACAGUUAACCACGGCCAAACAAAUCAGGAUCAUAUUCUAACGACGGUCAUGGAACACGACAAAGAUGAUUCUCCGGUGACACACACGGUGGUUCAUAAAGUUUCAACUCUUACCCACGAUCCUGACCCGAUAUUAACCCACGACGUAAGCGUCACUCAUAUUACGGACGGCGUCCUCGUGACUCAGGGAGCGAGCCACAAGUCUCCAGAGGCCUCUGAGGAAAACAACGUGUUCAGAUCACAUUACGGCGGCUUUGGAGCUGGUAUUGACGUGGGGGGACAUGGCAGUGGCCAUGGAUUUUACGUGUAGAA